AUGGAGAUUGUUAAUGUUUAUGAGAAGAAUUUAAUAAAUCUACAUGAGAGACUUAAUCAAGAAAAAUCAAAUAUCCCCGAAAUACAACCAAAAAAGAAGAGAAGAAAAUUAAGUUCAAAUCAAGAGAAUGAAACUCCAGGCACAAAAAUCAAGAUAUUUGAAAGAUCCUUCGAAGCAUCUAAUGAAUAUGAUCGUGAAUCAAGUUUACCAAAAAAUAUAAAUAUAGUUAAUGACAAUCAUAUUAAAUUAAAGUGUUAUGUUGAUGGCAAACUAAUUGUGAAUUAUUGUCAAACAACAAAUAUUCCACUUAUGGAACUAACUGUUUCGGGAGUAGAUGAAUUAAGAAGUGAAUUAAUUUUAUUGAGUAAAAUUGGAUCUAAAACUGGUCUUUCUGGUGAUGUAAGUUUUAAAUUGAAAAAUGUUGAAGGAAUUAUAACUGCAAAUAUUUCAUAUCAGGUAUUUUAUUCACCAAGUUUGGAAAACGUAAUCAAAAGAGAUGUACAACAAGCAUUAAUUAAAGCCAUUUAUUCUCAAAAUGCCGCCGAUGAUCCAUUUAAAGAUGUACAAAUUUCUCCACAAAUUUUUUAUCAAAGUAUAUGUGAUCAUACAAAACAAUUACCACCAUUUAAUGAUGAAUUUGAUAUUCCGGAACUUGAAGUUAAGUUAUUAAAUUUUCAGAAAAGAACAGUUAACUGGAUGCUAGAAAAAGAAAGCGCUAAGUAUGAUUUUGAAACAAGCAGAUGCAAACAAUUGCCAUACUUUACAGAAAAUGAUUUAAAUGACGAGCAACAGGUAUUGGAUUUAAUAAAUAAAACAUGGUAUGGUUGGAAAUUAAUUAAUUUGUCGAAUGAACAAGUAUUUUUCAAUGGUUAUACCGGUCAUUUAGCUACUUUUGACCAGAUUAAACAACAUAUGAUCAAUUAUUUACAGGAAGCUGAUAAAUCUUCCUACCCUACUGUUCUACCAGCUAAAGCAUUAUUGAGUGAAGAAAUGGGGUUGGGUAAAACAGUUGAAACUACUUCGAUUAUAUUGUUAAAUCAAAGACCAAUUGAAGAAAAUGAUCGUAAGAUUGAAAUACCAAUUAAUGAAUAUGGGGAUUUAAAAACUAUAAUUACUGGCCGAACCACAUUGAUUAUUUCCCCAGUCACAAUUUUGCCUCAAUGGAUGCUGGAAAUGAAAUCACUUGCACCUUCUUUAUCUGUCACAGAAUAUAGAGGAGUUAACAAUUAUCCAAUGUUUGACAACAAGGCUGCCAUUAUUGCUGAUUAUUUGAGAAAGUUUGAUGUUGUUUUUACUACAUAUAAUAUCAUUGCUAAAGAACUAGAUUAUGCAAAAUUUUCCAGCAAACUUCGUAAAACCAGAGCAGGUACAAAGAACAAGUUGUUUGAUGAUAAUGAAGAAGAAUUGGAUGGUGAUUCAUCUAAUACACGAGGAAGUGAAGAAUCAGCAGUUAAAUGGGAUUAUUCAGAAGGAGAUUAUGAAUUUUUAUUUCAAUUGGCAGAAACCAGAAAACCUAAACAAGCAAAUGCUAAAACAAAUGAGGAACAAACAGAAACAGAUUUUGAACAAAUUUUACAAGACGAAAUAAGAAAAGCUAUGGAUCAUAAUAAAAUACCCAAAUCUUAUAAAAGUACUAGUUAUGAAUCUCCAUUGAUGCUAAUUCAAUUUUGGAGAGUCGUUUUAGAUGAAGUUCAAAUGGUUUCACUGACGGUCUCAAGAGCUUUCCAAUCUGCUGCAUUAAUACCAAGAUAUCAUUCAUGGGGAGUUUCAGGUACACCAAUUAAAAAAGAUCUUUGGGAUUUAGCAUCUUAUUUAAAAUUUUUAAAAGUUUUUCCUUUUAAUUCACCUGGUGGAGAUCUUUCAUUUAAAUUACUAUUACAAAAUCCUCUGGAUUUUGUUAAAUUUUGGUCAAAUAUGUCAAUAAGACAUACAAAAGCAAUGGUUCAUGAUGAUAUUAAAUUACCCACACAAAAUAGAGUCCUUUUAACAACACCUUUCACAGCAGUUGAACAAGAAAUGUAUGAUGAACAAUUUGGUCAAUGUUUGACUGCAAUCGGUUUAGAUAGUAAAGGUAAUCCUCUCAAUGAUGAUUAUGAAUUAACUCCAAGCAUAAUGGUAUUAAUGAGAUCGUGGCUAUCCAGGUUGAGGCAAUUAUGUUGUUCACCACAAGUAGGAACAAUGACUAUUGAUGUUAGACGAGCCAAACGUGCCAAUUUCAGAGGUCGUGCUGCAUUUGCUGACACUUUGAAAACAUUGGAUCAUUUACUAGAUGAAAUGUUGAGUAAGUCAUAUGGAGAUCUUUCGGACGUGGAAAGAAAAAAUAUGGAUGUAGUUUCAAAGGUAACUGAUUUUUUGGAAUUCAUUUAUUAUCCUGAUUUAGCUAAAGUUUAUUUAGAAGUUGGUAUCACAGAAAUUAGAAAAAUUGUAUUUCGUCUUGAAAUAAUUUUAAAUCAUGCAAUUGAAGAAUAUAAGAAAACUAGUAAAGUUAAUUAUGAAGAUGAUGAUGAAAUUGGAAUAGCAAUCUCAAAUAAGAAAGAAGACCAAGAUGGAAAUUACAAAGAAGAAAUGAUUUUUAAAUUUAGAACUAAGCUUAGACUUUGGUUAUUGUUGCUUCAUAGAUUUUAUUUCUUUUAUGCAUCUGCUAAUUUUCAAUUACAUGAUCCUGAAUUUCAAGAGUUAGUUACAAAAUAUAAGAGAGUUAUCGAAAUUGAUUAUUGCUUGGGUUCUCAAAUAAAAGAUUAUAAUGGUGUUCCUAAUGCAAAUCAUUUAGCAGCUUUAGUUAGUUCUGCGCCAGAUUCUAUGUUUGAAAGGGAAGAACCCCCAAUAGAUCUCGGCUCAUUUCAAGAAAAUGAACUGAAAUACUAUGAACUAGCAGAAACCAUAAGAGCUAGAAUAUUACAACCAGUUGUUAAACAAUUGAAUAAAACUAUAAAUUCCAAAAUUGAUUCCCGUGAAUUUUACUUUUCUGAAGAUUCUGUUGCUCAAGAUUUAGGAGAUGAAUUGUAUCCAAAAACUUCCAAAAAAUUUUUCAAUCAAAUUCCAAUAAUGAAUAUUGAAGAGUUAUCAAAUUUAGUAUCAACUCCAAGGGUACAAUCGUUCGUUUCGAAAGCAGAAAAAACAAUAACAAAAUUGAAUGAAAAGGCAGAGGUUAUAAAUGAAGAAUUUAAGAAAUUGAUUUCAAUACUCCGUGAGCCAGUCACUGAUUUAAGUAGACAACCAGAUGAAAAUGAUUAUCAAAACAAUUUAGAAUCCCAAUUAGAGAUUGAAAAAUUAUUAGCAUCAUUGGAUGGAAAGUUGUAUGAACGAAAAUAUUCAAUUAAUAGACCAGUUCAAAGCGUUUAUUAUCACAAUCCUAGUGAAGAAGGUGAAGAUUUUUCGAGUUUAGUUUCAGAAUUAACUAGCAUUGAAGAAGAAAUAAAUAAUGGUAAUAACAAUACAGAAAUUGAAUUGAUUACGUCUUUAGGUCAAAAAAUUAGAAAAUUAUUUGAAAAUCAAAAGUUUGCUUAUUCUUCAAUUUUAAGAGAACAAGUUAAUUGUAAUGCUGUUUUUAAUGCAAGAGUUGAAUAUUUCAGACAAUUACAACAAAUUUCGGAUUCAGUUGAAGCUACAAAAUAUCCACAUAUGGAUAGAGAAAAUUUAGAUGUAUAUGAUGUUGAGAAUAGGUUAUCUUAUUAUCGAAGAGCAUAUGAACAGAACAAUGCAUCCAUUGACAAACAUGUUGGUAGGUUUAGAUAUUUAUCGGAAUUAGUCAAGGAAUCAAAAUUAACAGAUGAAGAUGGUGAUGAAAAUGGACACAAUGAUGUUUUGAUGUGCAUUAUUUGUAGAUCAGGUAUUACAUUAGGUUCUUUGACUAAAUGUGGUCAUAAAUAUUGUAAAGAUUGUUUACUGCACUGGUUGAGAAAUUCAAGAUGUUGUCCAGUUUGUAAAACUAGAAUUGAACAAAAAUCAAUUUAUAAUUUUACAAGAUAUGCACCUGAAUUAAAAGCAAAAGAAAUGACUGAUGAUGAACCAGAUCAAAGAAAUGGGAAAGUUAAUUCAAUUUAUAAAGCUUUAGAUCCAACUAUUGUUCAAGAAAUUGAAGAAAUUAAUUUAACUAAUAGUGUUAGUACUAAAGUUGAUAUGAUUGUCAAACAGGCACUUUAUUUAAAAAAGAAUAACCCAAAAGUUCAAAUUGUGAUUUUUAGUCAAUGGCAAGAUAUGUUAUAUAUUCUAAGUUUAGCAUUAAAAUCGGCAGGAGUUUCAUAUAUUGGUUCAAAGGGUGUAUUACCAGAUGAAAAUCAACAAAUAACCUUGAAAAAAAAUCCAGAAAGUGGAUCAGUUGAAAUGUUUAAAGAUCCCAGUUUUGCUAUUACGUGUUUUUUAUUAAAUGCAAAAGCUCAAGCUAGUGGAUUAAAUUUGGUCAAUGCUACUCAUAUAUUUUUAUGUGAACCAUUAGUUAAUACUUCUAUCGAAUUACAAGCAAUUUCAAGAAUUCAUAGAAUUGGUCAAACUAAACCUACAACAGUUUGGAUGUUUGCUAUUGAAAAUACAGUUGAAGAAAGUAUUGUUGUAACAUCAACCAAUAAAAGAUUAAAAUUAAUGGAAAAAUCCUAUGAUGACGAUGCAGAAUUGGUUGAAGAAGAGGCGGAAGUGGAACGUGAAAGAGAACUUGAAACUGACACAUUGAAAGAAAAUGAAAUGAAAUUGUCACUUGCUGAAUCUGCUAUAUUGAGUGGAGGGUUAAAUGAAAAAAUGUUGGAAAAAAAGCAAUAUAAUGGUGAAACCGUUAGUAAUAAUGACUUAUGGCAUUCCUUUUUCAGCUCAAAAUUACAAAAUAAGCAAUUGGGUUUAUAG
Molecule: messenger RNA, 4833 nt
Organism: Lodderomyces pseudojiufengensis
Lineage: Eukaryota; Fungi; Ascomycota; Pichiomycetes; Serinales; Debaryomycetaceae
Product: DEAD/DEAH box helicase
Exons: 1
Coding region: 1-4833 (1610 amino acids)
Biological process (GO): protein polyubiquitination; DNA damage response
Cellular component (GO): nucleus
Molecular function (GO): ATP binding; metal ion binding; ATP-dependent chromatin remodeler activity
Source: RefSeq, a predicted model, not a curated record